Limanda limanda (common dab) is the source of this 1202-nucleotide messenger RNA. It is a transcript of the gene mcts1, whose product is annotated as MCTS1 re-initiation and release factor. The coding region runs from base 159 to 704 and encodes 181 amino acids. Gene Ontology annotation, biological process: formation of translation preinitiation complex. NCBI's taxonomy places the organism in Eukaryota, Metazoa, Chordata, Actinopteri, Pleuronectiformes, Pleuronectidae. Gene Ontology annotation, molecular function: RNA binding. The record is from RefSeq and is a predicted model, not a curated record. The transcript has 6 exons.
UGUCCGUGGAACAGGCGUGGAUCUGCUGCUGUAGCUUCUGUCUGAGUGGAGGACGAUCACUUUCUCUGUUUACCUGGUUUAUCGCUUUCAGUCUGACACAGUUCACACGCAACCAGCUUCGUCACCUUUGAGGGAAACGGCCACGGUGAAGAACGAGGAUGUUUAAAAAAUUUGAUGAUAAGGAGAAUGUGUCGAACUGCAUCCAGCUGAAAACGUCAGUGAUUAAAGAUAUCAAAAAGCAGCUGUUGAACCAGUUUCCUGAUAUCGAGUCAUGGCUCAAUCACAUAAUGCCCAAAAAGGAUCCAGUGAAAAUAGUGAGAUGCCAUGAGCACAUUGAAAUCCUGACAGUGAAUGGAGAGCUGCUUUUCUUCAGACAGAGAGAUGGACCAUUCUAUCCGACCCUCAGACUGUUGCAUAAAUAUCCCUUCAUUCUUCCUCACCAGCAAGUAGACAAAGGAGCCAUUAAAUUUGUCUUAAGUGGUGCCAACAUCAUGUGCCCUGGGUUGACGUCACCAGGCGCGCAGCUCUACCCGUCUGAAGCCAACACAGUAGUUGCCAUAAUGGCUGAGGGUAAGCAACAUGCACUUUGUGUCGGCGUUAUGAAGAUGUCUGCAGAAAGCAUAGAAAAAGUCAACAAGGGAAUCGGAAUUGAGAACGUUCACUAUCUGAAUGACGGACUGUGGCACAUGAAGACGUAUAAAUGAUGACAUCAACACACACAAGCCCUCCCUCCCCCGCCCGGACACCAUGACGCUCUUGACAGUGGGGCAUGAGCUGCCAGUCAACUGUUUACACCUUUGGACUUAGCCGUGUAACCUGCUGGAGGCUCUGAAUCAAAUCGCCACUAUGCACAAAUAAGAGAAAGAUCUUCUUCUUUUUUUUGCAUUGGAUCCAAUUAAAGAUGCUCAUGUUAUUGUGUUGCCUGUGAUUUUAGAUUCUGACUAGCAAUACACAGGACAAGAGUGAACUAUUUUAUUUAAAUUGUUUGCACUGCCAACAUGAGAGUGUUUGUUAAGGAACUGGCAAUGGAAGUCUUUACUUGUUAGACUGGUUAUCUGCUCUUUCGUCAAGUUACACAAUCACUGACAGCUUAAAGUGGCUGAUCUGCUCUUUUAACUCAGUCACCAAUUAAUAAGAAACAUUCACUACUGGAGGAAAAUACAAUUGUCCAAAUACAAAACAAUUAAAUCAUGUUAAAGUUG